AUGGUUCCUGCUCGAAGUCUUUCUAAACAACAACAGCAACAGCAUCGACUUUGUUAUGGUAAUUAUUUUGGUGGAGGCACUGCUACUUAUAAAGAGAGUUUUGGUCUUAUGAGCCGAUUAGAAGGUUAUGACUCUUGUGUUAGCGAAGCUUGCUUAUUAGGAUCUGAUCUAGCGGUGGCUAAUAUUCCCAUGGCGGAAGAUGAAUCAAGAACUAACAGUCUUAAUAAUGAAGCUGGCUCAAGCUCAAAAGAUGUUCAAGAAGAGAGAGAUGAAGGGUGGCUCCAGUUGAGUAUAGGUGGUCACACGACAACUGCAACCCCAACAAGCCAUGAGAGCAAGCACGAUCCUCAUCAUCAUCAUCAACGACAACAACAGCAAGUACUUGAUCGUACAACUAGAAGAGGAGGAUUGAUUGAGCUUGAUCUACUACCAGGUAGCAGUAGUAGUAUUUCACAUCAAGCAAGGCCAUUGAGUACUCCUAUUUUUCAUGUUCCCGAUUUUAGAGCUCCUCCAAGGCCCGUCAUGAACAUUGCUGCAAGUCAUGCCACUAAUUUUAGCACUACAUCUUUAUUCUUUCAACACCAUCCAGCGGCAACUAGCUCAACGUAUCCUCUUCAUCCAGAGAUAAACUGGCCAUUUAGGCCUAUGUUGCAUAAUAUAGCGACCGCCUCAUCUUCAUCGUCGUCUUCUUCUUCUUUGAUGCCACUGGGGUCCUAUUUUUCGCGUCCGUUCCAAGUAAAUAGUGGCAUGGAUGUUGCAGGACCGAGCUCCGACUUUAGAGUAAUCGAUCCUCCAAGAAGACCCCAUUCUGGCAUUUGGUUUAUGCUACAAGCGUCUCAAAAUCAGUAA
Messenger RNA from Dovyalis caffra, 849 nucleotides. NCBI's taxonomy places the organism in Eukaryota, Viridiplantae, Streptophyta, Magnoliopsida, Malpighiales, Salicaceae. The record is from the annotation of a GenBank genome assembly.